AUGCCUGACUUCAGUGAGGCUUGUUCUUCUGAAACUGAAUCAGAUGAUGAGAAUGGAGAAUCAGGUGAAGAGUGUACUUCGGAAUCAGAAGUUGAAGAUGAAAAUGAUGCGACCAAUGAGGAUGAAUGGACAAGCAGUGGUGAGGCGAAAGCAGAAACCAGUGAUGAUGAUGAAGUUGAUCUUCAGGCUUCCGCUGAGGCCUUGAAGAAGCUUGUUCCCCACAACCUUGAAGAUUUUGAGAAGAGAGUCUCUGGAGAAUCAGAAAGUGUCACCGAAUCAUCACAAUCAGAGGCCAGUGAACAUUCUGACAAAAGCAAGCAACCUUUCAAGAAAGGGGAUCGAGUGAAAUACAAAGGACAGCUUGUUCUUGGAGCUGAAAAGAGGCCUUUGUCCAGUGGCCAACGAGGAGAGGUGUAUGAGGUGAAUGGGAAUGAAGUUGCAGUUGUCUUGGAUGUUGGUGAGACCAAUGCAGAUGGAGAAAAAGAUGAGAAACUCACAUCACAAGCCACAAGACCUUCAAUAUGUUGGAUUAAUGUUGAGGAUCUUGAGCAUGAUCUAGAUGCUCAGUCUGAAGACUGUUAUGUUGCUAUGCAGGCACUUCAUGAGGUUUUGGAUUCCGUUCAACCGCUUAUUGUCUAUUUCCCAGAUUCAUCUCUGUGGCUGUCAAGAGCUGUUUCCAGGUCGAACCGUAAAGAGUUUGUCCAGAAGGUGCAAGAAAUGUUUGACCAAUUAGCAGGACCUGUUGUCUUAAUUUGUGGUCAAAACAAAGUUGAAACCGGGUCAAAAGAAAAAGAAAAAUUUACAAUGAUACUUCCAAAUUUGGGCCGCCUUGCUAAAUUGCCUCUUUCCUUGAAGAGACUUACAGAGGGACUAAAAGCAACAAAACGGUCUGUGGAUGAUGAAGUAUGUCAGCUAUUUACCAAUGUUAUGUGCAUACAUCCCCCAAAGGAGGAAGAUCUCAUUAGAACAUUCAAUAAACAAGUUGAAGAAGACAGGAGGAUUGUGAUAUCUCGAAGUAACUUAAACGAAUUGCAUAAGGUUCUUGAGGAAAAUGAGCUAUCAUGCAUGGACCUCUUGCAUGUAAACACUGAUGGUGUAAUUUUGACGAAGCGGAAAGCCGAGAAGGUUGUUGGUUGGGCAAAAAACCAUUACUUGUCCUCAUGUCUCCUUCCUUGCAUUAAGGCGGAUCGGUUAUAUGUGCCUCGUGAAAGCCUUGAGAUUGCAAUUUUGAGGUUAAAGGAGCAGGAAACGGUAACAAAGAAGCCUUCACACAAUUUAAAGACCUUGGCUAAAGAUGAGUAUGAGAGCAACUUUGUUUCAGCAGUAGUUCCUCCAGGUGAAAUUGGAGUCAAAUUCGAUGACAUUGGUGCCCUUGAAGGUGUUAAAAAAGCACUUAAUGAACUUGUAAUUCUCCCUAUGCGGAGACCUGAGCUUUUCUCUCACGGGAAUUUGUUGAGGCCUUGCAAAGGCAUACUGCUUUUUGGGCCCCCAGGUACUGGGAAAACCCUCCUAGCUAAGGCUCUUGCAACGGAAGCAGGGGCUAAUUUUAUCAGCAUUACUGGUUCCACACUUACAUCAAAGUGGUUUGGAGAUGCUGAAAAACUUACGAAGGCUCUUUUCUCCUUUGCUAGUAAACUGGCUCCUGUUAUUAUAUUUGUUGAUGAGGUUGACAGCUUGCUUGGUGCUCGUGGAGGUGCUUUUGAGCAUGAAGCUACCAGAAGAAUGCGGAAUGAGUUUAUGGCAGCCUGGGAUGGAUUAAGAUCAAAAGAAAGCCAGAGAAUCCUCAUCCUUGGAGCUACAAAUCGACCAUUUGAUCUUGAUGAUGCGGUUAUUCGCCGCUUACCCAGGAGGAUAUAUGUGGACCUACCUGAUGCUGAAAAUCGUCUCAAGAUACUUAAGAUAAUUCUAGCACAAGAAAACCUGGAAAAAAGUUUCUUACUUGAGCAUCUCGCAAAUGCAACAGAAGGUUAUUCAGGGAGUGAUUUGAAGAACCUCUGUACUGCUGCAGCAUAUAGGCCUGUACAAGAGCUUUUAGAGGAAGAGACAAUGGGAGGCAAAAGUGGCGCUAGCUCAGUGUUAAGACCACUCAAUCUAGAAGACUUUAUCCAGGCCAAGGCAAAGGUGGGCCCUUCAGUUGCAUAUGAUGCAGCUAGCAUGAAUGAAUUGAGGAAGUGGAAUGAACAGUAUGGCGAAGGUGGAAGCAGGAGAAAAUCACCAUUUGGUUUUUGAGAGAAAUUACAAUGGAUGGACAAGUUUGAUGAAUUGAUUUUCGGGGAGAGAAAGCAUAAGUUGCCAGAUAAGAGUUAUUCUGUUCCUUAGCUACCAUCGCUCUCUUUCACUUCCUCAGCUCGUAGCAUAAUAAGAGAGAUUGCAUUUUGACAUAAUAAUGUUCUGUAAUGUAGUACUGAUAGGUAGUGGGUAGUAGAAUAUAAUAGUCUUAAAUCUAUUUCUGUAUAUUUUCAGAAUUUUGUAAAUUUUUUUAUAGGUAAUGUUAACAUAUUCCUUUUUAGCUGACAACGUACUUAAUCAGCAAAUCAUGAAUUGAAUCCUUCUAGAAA
Coffea eugenioides is the source of this 2558-nucleotide messenger RNA. Its product is annotated as cell division control protein 48 homolog D. Gene Ontology annotation, molecular function: ATP binding; ATP hydrolysis activity. Lineage: Eukaryota; Viridiplantae; Streptophyta; Magnoliopsida; Gentianales; Rubiaceae. Bases 1 to 2229 code for a protein of 742 amino acids. The record is from RefSeq and is a predicted model, not a curated record. Gene Ontology annotation, cellular component: mitochondrial outer membrane. The transcript has 21 exons.